This is a messenger RNA of Gastrolobium bilobum, 1568 nucleotides long. Its product is annotated as UDP-glycosyltransferase 83A1-like. Bases 4 to 1332 code for a protein of 442 amino acids. Lineage: Eukaryota; Viridiplantae; Streptophyta; Magnoliopsida; Fabales; Fabaceae. Gene Ontology annotation, molecular function: UDP-glycosyltransferase activity; calcium ion binding. The transcript has 2 exons. The record is from RefSeq and is a predicted model, not a curated record.
GACAUGAGUUAUCCACAUUUUCUUGUUAUGCCUUAUCCAAUUCUAGGACAUAUGAAUCCGCUUCUACAGUUCUCUCAGAUUUUGGCCAAACAUGGCUGCAAAAUCACCUUUUUAAUCACUGAUUUCAAUAAAAAAAGAGUGAAGAUGGCAAGUGAACCCUUAGGAUCACAGAUAAGGUUUGUGUCACUCCCAGAUGGUUUGGAUUCAGAUGACGACAGAACUGACCAGGCCAAGAUAAUAUUGUCACUCAGAAGCACCAUGCCUACUAAGCUUCACAACCUCAUAGAAAAUAUCAAUGCCUUGGAUGGUGACAACAAGAUCACAUGUCUAGUAGUUUCUAAGAAUAUAGGAUGGGCCUUGGAAGUUGGACACAAAUUGGGAAUAAAAGGGGCAUUUCUAUGGCCUGCAUCAGCAAUUGCUUUGGCUUCCUAUGAAUCCAUCCCAAGGCUUAUUAAUGAAGGAAUUAUAGAUUCCCAAACUGGACUACCAACCAGAAAACAGGAAAUUCAGCUUUUACCAAAUUCGCCUAUGAUGGACACAGCAAACCUGCCAUGGUGCAGCCUUGAUAAGAAAAUUUACCUUCACAUGGUGGAAGAUACACAAACUAUGAAGUUAGGAGAAUGGUGGCUUUGCAACACCACUUGUGAUCUUGAGCCUGGAGCACAUUCCAUAUCACCAAGAUUCAUGCCAAUUGGUCCAUUGAUGGAAAGUGUCAGCAACAAAAGUUCAUUAUGGGAAGAAGACACAACAUGCCUAGAAUGGUUGAAUCAACAACCACCUCAAUCUGUCACAUAUGUUUCCUUUGGUAGUUUGGCAGUUGUGGACCCCAACCAAUUCAAAGAAUUAGCUCUUGGACUUGAUCUCCUUAACAAGCCUUUUCUUUGGGUUGUGCGUCCUGAUAAUGAUAACAAUGUAAACAAUGCAUACCCUGAUGAAUUCAAUGGAAGUAAAGGUAAAAUUGUUGGUUGGUCACCACAGAAGAAGAUAUUAAACCACCCUGCAAUAGCUUGCUUCAUUACUCACUGUGGUUGGAAUUCUACCAUAGAAGGUGUAUGUGGUGGCAUACCUUUAUUGUGUUGGCCAUUUUUUAGUGACCAAUUUGUUAACAAGUCAUAUAUUUGUAAUGUGUGGAAGGUUGGAUUGGGAUUAGACAAGGAUGAAAAUGGAUUAAUAUCCAAGGAAGAGAUAAGGAAGAAGGUGGAGCAACUUCUUGGCAAUGAUGACAUAAAAGCAAGAUCAUUGAAACUGAAGGAAAUGGUCAUGAAUAACUUAGUAGAAGGUGGUCAUUCUUCAAAGAAUCUCGACAAGUUUAUCAGUUGGGCCAAGGAUUAAUGGUGCUUUUCGUAAUAGUUUCCAAGUUUGAUAUAUAUCAAUUGGGCCGAGGAAUCUUCUUUUAAUUUGAUGAUAGACAAAAUGAUAUAUCAAAUGUUAGGUUGAGGUUUUUUCAAUUCCCAUAAAGUCCUAGGCCAAGUCAUGUGCCCCUUAUUCUAUAUUAUGCUAUAGCAGAGUUUUAAAUUGUGGUCAACCACCGUAAUUCGUGCUCCAAAUUGUGAUCUUAGAUCUUUUUG